AUGAGAUUAAAAGCUUUGUUUCUGGUGGUGCUGCUAAAUGCAUCUCUCUGCAGUUUCGAUGCUCGGGAACUUAUCAGUAAAACGGCAUCGUUUGAUGAUUCAGAAACAAUGCUCCGUGAUCCUUUUUCCGGUGCAACUGGGAGUGAUGCGCUUGGUGCUGGUGCAAUCGGAGGUGGAAUGGAUGGCCCUACACUUGGGAACCUCUUGGGUGCGGGGCUCGGGGGUGGACCUGGUAUUGGAGGCGGGAUCAGGGCAGGCUUUGGAGUCGGAGGUGGCGGACUUGGGGGCACUGGCUUUACUAUUGGUGGUAGUCUAACCGGUGGAGGUGCCAAAGUUGGUGGUGGUUUCAGAGCUGGAUUGCCAUGA
Messenger RNA from Daucus carota subsp. sativus, 366 nucleotides. Its product is annotated as glycine-rich protein 5. The transcript has a single exon. The coding region runs from base 1 to 366 and encodes 121 amino acids. The record is from RefSeq and is a predicted model, not a curated record. NCBI's taxonomy places the organism in Eukaryota, Viridiplantae, Streptophyta, Magnoliopsida, Apiales, Apiaceae.